UGACAUUAGCCAGUUAUCAUUAGGUACAUAUGUUAUAAGUCAUCGUGUUAUCUUGUUAAAAAUAAACUAUCUGUAUAAUAUUGCAGACACAAACAGAUCUUCACUUGCAUUCGGUCGGACGUAUUGGAGCUAGGAUCACGUUAACGUAGAGAAAAAUGGUGCUGACGCUGUACGGUAUAGAAGGGAGCCCGCCAGUUCGGGCUGUGCUGAUGGUUAUUGAGAAACUGAACAUACCAGAUGUUGAGUUCAUCCAAGUCGAUCUGAUGAAACAGGAACAUAAAAACGAACAAUUUUUGAAGAUGAAUCCACACCACACAGUACCUACAUUAAAAGACGACGAUUUUAUUAUUUGGGACAGUCAUGCUAUCACGGCCUACUUAGUAUCCAAGUAUGGAAAGGAAAAGUCUUUGUAUCCAACAGAACUAAAGCAACGAGCAACCGUUGAUCAGAGACUGCAUUUUGACAGCGGCAUGCUGUUCCCGGCUUUAAUUGAAGCGAUUAAACCGAUUUUUUAUAACGAGAGGACAUCUUUUAAGCCGGAGACUCUGGAGAAAAUUUCAAACGUUUACGAAUUGACAGAAAUGAUCCUGAAUUCUACAUGGUUAGCCGGUGACAAUUUAACUUUGGCUGACAUAUGCUGCUACGCAACUGUUAGCACUUUGAAUAUUGCUUUGCCCGUUAAUGCUCAAGUGUAUCCCAAGUUGUCUGCUUGGACAAAACGUUGUUCGCAGCUGGAUUUUGUGAAGAAAGCUAAUCUACCUGGUUUGACUAUGCUAGAUGAACUUGUAAAGUCAAAACUCGCUUAAUCAUCUAAACAUUUUUCGUUAAAUAACUUGUCACCCUUAAACACAAACGACGAAAUGUCUUAAUAUAAUUGUUAUUGAUAUAAGCCAUUAAAAAUUUCCUUUUAUCAAUACUUUGUCUCAACAAUUACUAAUAUAAAUACUUUAUAUAUUUGGUAUAUAUGACAUUUAUAAAAAUAAAAAUCUAUAACGAUCUAUAAAAAAUAUGUUAUAAAUGAAAAAUAAACUAACAAAGCCUGUGUAAAAGAGAAUAAAAUCACAUUAAAAUUUCGCAAUUAA
Messenger RNA from Danaus plexippus (monarch butterfly), 1082 nucleotides. RefSeq names its product glutathione S-transferase 1-like. The record is from RefSeq and is a predicted model, not a curated record. Bases 156 to 806 code for a protein of 216 amino acids. Gene Ontology annotation, biological process: glutathione metabolic process. Gene Ontology annotation, molecular function: glutathione transferase activity. The transcript has 6 exons. Lineage: Eukaryota; Metazoa; Arthropoda; Insecta; Lepidoptera; Nymphalidae.